CUAGCCUUCCUGCUCCGACUCGGACAGAACUACCAUUAGCGAUUUUCUAUACAGUGUACGGUAAGUGAUGCCGAGUUGCGAAAAGUCACCUUAUUGUCAUCUUGUCUGAUUCCCCCUCUCUUCACACUUUCUUGGUAAUCAUGUGGAUUGCACCAGGCUAUAAAAUGCAGGAAAACCUGGCCCAGGAAUGCUUUCUACAACAACCAAGUCUUGGUCCAGACUGAUCUAUCAAGCAAGAUGAAAGCCGCACAGUACAUCCCUCAGCUCAUUGCAAGCCUCUCCCCGAGGCCAGCGAUGGAGAUACGUCUAACCAGUAAACACACGGUCUUCACGACGGGACAAACAAUCGAGGGCGAGCUGACGCUCCCCCGAAGAAACACUACUCAGUAUGCCCGUAUCUCCGUGGCACUGAUCGGAAGAACAACGACAAGCAUAAUGAAUAGCUUGCCCUUCCCCAACUCUGGCAGUACUAUGGACGACACCUUUCUCCAAAUGCAUCACACCGAGACCCUGAAGGCAUCACAUGAUCAACGGAUCUUCCCCUUCUCCUUCGUCAUCCCUGAUGCUCUUCCAUUUGACUCGUGCUAUGAAAAGAUUCCGUCUGGAAACGACCAUGUCCAACUUCCACCGAGCGUGGACUACAGCUCGGAUAGAUGCUGUCCAGAGAUGUGUAGCGUCGUCUACUACAUUCACGCCGAGGUCGUUAUCGGGAACGAACGGCUUCAUGCCACACGACAGGUCCAGCUUCUUCCUCUAUAUCAUGAACAGCCCCCUCGUUUCGGGGCGGAUGGUGAGGAUAACGAGACCCAUAUGUCCGAUUCGACAGCCCUUCGACUGAGUCUAUUGAGUGCAAAGAUGGGUCGCGUCACGGUGCGUGCGCGAGAAGCAAAGCCGCUUUACCUGCCCCCGGAUCAACCACAUCACGGAUCAACUAUAGCUCCUAUCCGCCUAGACCUGGCCCUCAGCCGCCUCCAUCCUGAUCCCGGUUUCCCAGCUGGUUGUCAAGUCAAAGUCACCCUGGAGGCCGUAACGUACUUUACUGCGUUGCCAAUGGUCAAGCUGCCAACGUCACAAGGGCAGCUCUUCUCAGCGAGCGUGUGCUCGUGGAAGAACAAGUCCAUUGGUCUAACAUGGAGGGGGAAUAAGGACGAUUCCUACAGCUCUAGCAUCGUUGUCCCAAUCCCCGUACCGAGCGAUACAUCCGUUAUCCCGACCUUCCACCACUGCUAUGUGGCCCGAGAAUACUUCGCAAAAGUAGAAUUGACAGUAGGAUAUUCACGGGCAUUGCGGAUAAAAGUCCCAGUGCAGAUCUACAACUCCCUCCCAAAUUGAUCAUUGCCAAUACCAAAUAUAACUCCAUUACCAAUAUCAAUAUUCCUCUCCAUCUGUAACCUGUAAUACAAUAUACUAAAUACUCUAUAGCCGUCCCCUCCCCCCUUCCUCAGUAUCUCAAAGAUCUAAAAACCCCCCUCCCGAAACGCACUCCUUCCCCUCAUCCACCCCCCAAACCU
Molecule: messenger RNA, 1511 nt
Organism: Aspergillus alliaceus
Lineage: Eukaryota; Fungi; Ascomycota; Eurotiomycetes; Eurotiales; Aspergillaceae
Exons: 2
Coding region: 238-1332 (364 amino acids)
Source: RefSeq, a predicted model, not a curated record